AUGACCAUCUGUCCUAAACACAGAAGAGACCUGACAGUCGACUGGAGAGGUCAUAAAAGUUCAACAUGUUGCUAUCCAUCGCACGAAGGUCAACGCAAGCAGGUCAAGGACCCACGCCGUGUCAAUUACGCAACGUCCAAGAAAAUCUUUGCUUUACACAAUGCUGCUGUCCCAGUUGGGUCCGGUGAGUGUCUCUUAUUACUUUAAAAUCCUUUUGUCGAUCUUACCUGGUAAAUUACGUUUCCCAUAAAUAUCACGAAAGGCUCUAGGCUCUAGGCGUAUCGAGUAUGACUAUUGUAGUGAAAGCGCUGGCAUCAAGUUGCAAAUUUUAAGGCGCCACUAUGGGCCUCUUCAUAUGAGCCCGGUUGACCGGGCUGACUCGGUUUCCGAGAUCUCGCCUCACCUCUAAAUCCUUUGUAAAAGUUUUCAAUGUGUUCAUAUGAGAGGGCGGGCUGGCUCGGUUCCCGAGAUCUCGGUAAGAGUUACCGAUGCCAAGAUAGGCCCAAAAGUUAAAAUGUUUGUGUUUCGCUAUGUUGCUUUGUUUCCCAAAUUUGGUGCCAGAACUCGUACCCAGGAUCUUUGACCUUUUCUCAUCUCGGAAACCGGGCUGAAAUUUCUCAUAUGAACCCAAGGCAAAAUUCAUCCCAGCAACCGAGCCAGCCGGUCAACCGGGCUCAUAUGAAGAGGCCCUAUAUCAACAGAAGCUCGGGGGGUGGGGUAAAUUUCCUUGGAUGUGCCAUAAAUCAAACAAGGGUGAGCCAUCCGCGGAGACCUAGGGGCAGUCAGUCGGGUCGGGAGAAAAGGCGCGAAGAAAGUUUUCAAGCACGGACUGACUGCCCCUGGGUCUCCGAGGAUGGGGUGAGCAAGCAAGAUACUUUUAUUCAGAACGGAAGCUAGCCUGCGAAGCGCAGACGUAUUUCCGGUCGUCGCUUCUCUCCCUCCGAAAAAUAACGGAGGGAGAGAAGCGACCACCGGAAAUACGUCUGCGCUUCGCAGGCUAAACAGAAGCCUUUUUUGCCACAAAAAGUCUUUUCAAGUGUUGUCGUGACAGAAGCUACAGCGUGACACGCCUACUUGAACAGGAACUAUAAACUACAACUGUAAAGGUUUUUCAGAUUAUUUUAUAACAGGAAAAUUUUUUCAAAUAAAAAUAAUCAUUCAUCUCGCGCUAUUUUCUUAAAAUGUUUUAAGUGCUCGUACUUUUCCACUUUCACUGAUGACAAGAUUGAAACUCAAUGUCUAAAUUUUAGCUGUCCCACAAACUAUGUAUAAAAUUCGAUUUUUGGGGUUUGAAUUAAGAGUGACAUUUUUAAUCUUUAUCCAUUUCAUUUGUAUUAGCUAUUUGUGUAAAGUGUCGCACAGAGCAUUACAGACUACGCCAUGAAGAAGACUCUGAAAGAGGAAGGGGCGAUCAGCAGGUUGUGUAUUUGCUUUCUUUAGUCACGCAAUUUAAGCUAGGCAUCUGA
Messenger RNA from Porites lobata, 1466 nucleotides. NCBI's taxonomy places the organism in Eukaryota, Metazoa, Cnidaria, Anthozoa, Scleractinia, Poritidae. The record is from the annotation of a GenBank genome assembly.